Messenger RNA from Hylaeus volcanicus, 1707 nucleotides. RefSeq names its product iduronate 2-sulfatase (gene Ids). Gene Ontology annotation, molecular function: iduronate-2-sulfatase activity. The transcript is spliced from 8 exons. Lineage: Eukaryota; Metazoa; Arthropoda; Insecta; Hymenoptera; Colletidae. The record is from RefSeq and is a predicted model, not a curated record. The coding region runs from base 1 to 1689 and encodes 562 amino acids.
AUGUUUCUCAUAUUUUAUCUUGUGAUUUCAAUUAAUUUGUGCAUCGCGCAAAAACAAAAUUUUCUCUUGAUAAUCAUUGACGAUUUGAGAACAUCUUUGGGGUGUUACGGCGACGCAAAAGCUUAUACACCGAAUAUAGACCGAUUAGCUCGGGAGUCUGCCAUUUUUUCCCAAACAUUUGUUCAGCAAGCUUUAUGUGCACCAAGUAGAAAUUCAUUUCUAACAAGUAGAAGGCCAGAUACGCUCAAACUUUACGACUUUUAUAGUUACUGGCGAAGAGAUGUUGGCAAUUUUACAACAUUGCCGCAACAUUUUAAAAAUAACGGAUACAUUACUAAAUCUAUAGGAAAAGUUUUUCAUCCAGGAAUUAGUUCGAACUAUUCCGACGAUAGCCCUUACUCGUGGACAGAAAUACCUUUUCAUCCGUAUACAGAAAGAUAUAAAGAUGCUCCAGUUUGUCAACCAAAUUUGCGAUUACUACCUGCACAAAAUCUUAUAUGUCCAGUUAAAAUUUCAUCAAUGCCAAAUAAAACAUUGCCAGACAUAGAAAUACUUAAAGAAGCUAAACGUUUUAUACAAGACCAAGCAAGGAGCCCUAAACCUUUUUUUUUGGCAGUUGGGUUUCAAAAACCACACAUACCUUUUAAAUACCCUAAAAAAUAUCUAAAAUAUCAUCCGCUACAUAAAUUUGAGGUACCCACUCCGUAUAAAUGGCCAAAGGACAUUAGUAGCAUUGCUUAUAAUCCAUGGAUAGAUUUGAGAAAAAGAAAAGACAUAGAAGCUUUGAAUCUUAAAUUUCCAUGGGAAAAAAUACCAAGAUCUUUUGGCAAAUUAAUUAUACAAUCCUAUUAUGCAACUGUAACUUAUAUCGACAAACUAAUUGGUAAACUAAUAAAUCAAUUGGAAAUUUUAUCUAUUCGACAAAAUACUACUAUAAUAUUAACGUCUGAUCAUGGAUGGUCAUUAGGAGAACAUGCGGUAUGGGCAAAAUAUAGUAAUUUCGACGUUGCGCUAAGAGUACCUCUAAUAAUAUCGAUUCCAGGACUUAUAUUAAAUACAAAACAUCUAAGAAAAAACAAUUCUCUGGAAGAACAUUUCCUGUAUUCCAAGAGAAAACUGAAAAAUAUGCAAAGUAAAUAUGGUAUCUUUGAUGCACUCGGAAAGCAAAUAAUUAUAGAUUCGGUGGUGGAAUUAGUUGAUCUAUUUCCAACCAUCGCAGAUUUAGCAAACAUUUCGAUACCUAUUUGUUCGAAUGAGAAGAAUUUUCCUCGUACAGAAACAAUUUGUAGCGAAGGAAUUUCUCUUAUGCCACUUGUAAGAGCUGCUUUAAACGAAGAGGUAACGACCCUAACAUGGAAAAAAGCGGCCUUUGGACAGUAUCCAAGACCAAGUGUCGAACCUUCGAUAAAUCCAAACAGCGAUGAACCACGUUUGAAACAGAUUAAAGCUAUGGGAUAUACUCUCAGGUCAAAUAGAUAUCGUUAUACUGCUUGGCUACCGUUUAAACCUGAAACGAAAGCACCAGAUUGGAAUAACGUUAUAGCAGAGGAAUUGUACGAUCACGAAAAAUAUGAGUCUGAAAUUCGAAAUGUCGCAAAUUCGCUAAAAUACGAACAUAUAAAAAAAGAAUUAAAAAUUUUGCUGCAACGUGGCUGGAGAAGCGCUUUACCUGAAAUGUUCAAGUAUUAAAUUAUUUUUCGAUUUCUU